UUUGACUGCUGGACGUGUCCACAGUUCUCAGAAGAGAGAGAGAGCCGUUCUCCAAGGAUACCUAUUAUCUGCUUCUUGCAACACUGGCAAGUACAUUCGCUGCCCCUUCAAGGGGGAGUAGCCCAUUUUCCGUUUCUUGUUCAAUUUCCUUAAUGACUAAAUGGCCAAACGUGUGGAGACAGGCCAGCGAGCCUCAGUUUUCACCCUCUGACAAGAGACCGCCGGUUUCCCAGCCUCCACGGCCUAGGACAUCCUUCAGUGUCCCCCAACCGAAUAUUGACACCCUACCCCAAUGGGGGAAGCACUUGCAGGCUUCCCAGCCUCCACGGCCUGGGAGUCCCUUCAGUGUCCCCCAACCAGAUUCUAACACCCUAUCCCAAUGCAGGAAGCACACGACCAGCAGAGACCUGAGGGACUUUGUUCCUCCAGGGCUCCUUAGACCAACUCGGCCCGAGUUCAGGUGCCAAAAGCCCUAUGAUGACCACAGAUUAAAAAAACCUGGUGCUCAUGUUACAGAAGAGCUACAGAAACUCAAAGCUUGUAUAAAGGCUUCAGCCAAUAAGAGGACCCUGGGCCCUCUGAGGGAUCUGAAAGAGAAAAAGAAAUGGACAGUUCCACUUCCUCUGAGGGUUCCUGAGGGCAUGAGUAAGCCACUAACCAGGGAUACCAGACCAUCUGUUUUACAGCCUGCAACCAGAAAAAGAGUGGCCUCAACUUCUGUGCCCAUACCUGGGAAGGUGAAAAGAAGCCGGCCUAGGUCUACUGGGUUUGAAGAACCUAUGGAGGUUGACCAGUUAGGCACCAGAGUGCCUGCAACAUCUACAAAGCACAGUACUAGAGAUGCCAGUGAAAAAUUCAAAGAAGAUCACACAGCGCCUGGGCCAUCUUCUGCUGACUCUUCUGUUGGCCAAUGUGGACAGCAUGUUGGACAAGAUCCCUCUGGUCAAGGGGACCUACAGCAGGGCCCAUCAGACAAAGAGGGCCCCAAACCUUCUUCCCCCAAAGGAUCUGGUGUGGAGUUAUGGAACAGGCCUUCGUCUAAAGAGUCUUCCACAGAAGGCCUCUCAGUUCUCCCAGCCACAGUCUCCACCAAGCCAAGCUGUCCUCCAAGCAAGCCAAGGACUCUCCUCUCCGAGGGACCCAGCCGGAGCUCUCCUCCCACCUUUCCCCUUCCGCCCCAGGCUAGAUCCAGCCCUGGGGGUGGGGGUGGGGUGGGGGGCACUAUUCCCUGGCAUCCAGCGGAGUCUGUGAUGCCCAACAGUCUGAGAACCUGACAUCUCCGGCUUCUGUGCAGGUCUGCAGAUCCCCGAGCCUGAUCCUGGCAAUUCCUUGGGGACCUCAGAAUGCUCUGCACUCCCCAACCCCGGAGCAGGGUCCUGAGGCUUCUCACAGCCUGACAUUGGUGUGGGGAAAAACCGCAGUCAAGACUUCCAGCAUCCAGCCUCCCUGAUCGGCCCAAGGCCCUAGUAGAUGUGGGCCACCUUUAACCCACAAGGUUACAGAUGGUUAUGUAGGUGUUGGAAAUCCAACUCGAGUCUUCUUAGGAGAGCAGCCAGUGCUCGUAACUGCUGAGCCAUCUGGGAUGCUGAGAUUCUGAGACCCUCCGUCCCUGCUCCUUGCUUGAUUCUAUAUCAACUACAUCAAAGCUGUUUCCUCUAAAGACUUGCUUCCAGGACAUUUCCAGAACAACUAACUCACCCAUUCAGCCUUUCAGAUUAUAAUCAGGACAUCAGCUAAGCCAUGAACUUUCUCAAUACAUAGAGACCAAAAGACAAAUGAUGCCUCUUUUGACAAAACCAAUUUUCCUGUUUCCCUUCCGGACUCCAGAAGGGAAUUCCUCAUUCCAAUUCAGCUAGAAGCAAGCAAAGUCGUCAUGCCAAUCUCUGAGGUUGGGAUAGAUGGUUCUGGUUAUUUUCUAUAAAUUACAGAUAUGUUAUCAUUUUAAGAGAUAAUUUACAAAUGUUGUCACUUUGGACAGGGAGGAAACUAGAGAGCUUAGACUCAGGGAUUUCUACCUUUCCUUUCUUAUUCUCUAUCCUUCCUUCCUUUAGAUAAAGGAAAGGGGGGUGGAAGAGAAAAGGAAAGAUAUAAUAAUAUCAUACACAUUAGAAAAAUAGACAAAUAGAGAUAGGUUAUCAAAUUUACUCCUAAACAAAACAUUAUAUAGUCAUAUCUAAUGCUAAUAGAAAUAUUUAUAAUUAAUAUAAAUUGAAAUUAUAAUUUCAUAUUGGUACAAAAUUUAUAGGCUAAUACUGAUUUAAGGUAUUCAUUGGUAUAAAUUUCUUUAUUGACAUAAAAUUUGAAAUUAAUAUUAUUAUUCUUUGAUAGGUAUUGUGCCUAUACAACUCAUCUAAAAUUACAAAGCUUAGACCCAGUCCUUCUAGUAACUGUCAUUACAAACUGUUUAAGAUGAUUAAGUAACACAAGUUAAGGGCCAGAUAAUAAACUCAUGGUUAAAUGAAGAGAAUACUCUGUUGAUCACUUAUGUGAAAAAAGAAAAAAAAAUGUGAAUAAACUCAUGGUUAUAUUGGAUUCUGAUUUAACUAUAAUAAAGUGUUUUCAAUGUACUCA
Messenger RNA from Mastomys coucha (southern multimammate mouse), 2571 nucleotides. RefSeq lists its product as uncharacterized. The record is from RefSeq and is a predicted model, not a curated record. Lineage: Eukaryota; Metazoa; Chordata; Mammalia; Rodentia; Muridae. Bases 153 to 1274 code for a protein of 373 amino acids. The transcript has 3 exons.